Molecule: messenger RNA, 2993 nt
Organism: Triticum urartu
Lineage: Eukaryota; Viridiplantae; Streptophyta; Magnoliopsida; Poales; Poaceae
Product: wall-associated receptor kinase 2-like
Biological process (GO): cell surface receptor signaling pathway; protein phosphorylation
Cellular component (GO): plasma membrane
Molecular function (GO): ATP binding; polysaccharide binding; calcium ion binding
Source: RefSeq, a predicted model, not a curated record
UCCCCAAAUACGUACAUGCACUGCUGCCUGAACUGAAUUUCUCAAGUGCAAUUGGGAGCUGUGAAAAGGUGUGUGUAUCAUGGGCAUCUUGCUGAUGAUAUAUUUAUCACUUUCUCUGUUGGUACUCGGGUCACUAGGAAAGUUAACCAGCCACAACCCUGAAGGGAAUAGGGAAAAUUCAUCAGUUGCCAUGCUCGAUGGUUGCUCGAAGAGCUGUGGCGAUCUGAGUUUCAACUACCCUUUUGGCAUUGGAUCAAGGUGCUCUCGGGAUCCAGACUUCAACCUCAUUUGCAACGACACCUCUCAGCCCCCAAGACUGUUCCUGCACGACGGCAUCACCCAGGUGAUCGGCUUUAAUAAUCCAUUCUCGUAUUUAAACGUCAUCCAGGCCUCCUUCUCGCAUACCAUUCCCAUGAAGUCUGGCGUCAGUGUUUACAACUUGUCUUUGGAACCGCCUGGGCGGUCCUUCUCUCUUGUGUCAACUGUUCUAAACAUUACCGGCUGUGAUCUGGAGAUAUACUCUGUCAGAGACGAUGCCACCACGUUGAUAUGCAGCACUGUGUGUUUGGAUCAUGGAAUCCCAGAGAUGGGGGCUAUGCACAACUGUAAAAAUACCUCCGGAUGCUGCCGUGUUGAUGUGGACAGUAACGGGAGUUUUCAGCUCAAAUUAGUUUACAACCACAGCAAAAGCAACAUUGAUGCACGCUCUAACCAGAGCUCUCAUCUGUGGGAUAGAAUCAACAUCACUAGUGAUGGGCCGAGUGGCUUUCUGCUAUUGUGGCAGAUGGUUGACCAAUCCAGCUGUGUUGCAGCCAAGCAAAACAGGAGAGACUAUGCCUGCAUCGGUGAGCAUGCCGCGUGCAUUGACGGAAGCCAUGGCUACAGCUGCAUGUGCAGGACUGACUAUACAGGCAACCCCUACAUUCCAGAUGGUUGCUCCAAGCCCAACGACAGAGGGUAUAAUCCAAUUUCGAAUAAGGCUAAUUGCACCCGUUGGUGUGGUAACACUAGUGUGCCAUUCCCAUUCGGCUUAAAAGAGGGUUGCUCUGCAAGCGAACAGUUCCACCUCAAGUGCACAAAUAUGACGUCAUCACCUACUCUCAUGUUGGGGAAUGCCCAGGUCUUCGAUAUAUAUAUUGAAGAAGGGACCAUUAGCGUCACCAAUUCCAACCAACAAGGGAGAUCUGUCAUUUCUGGAAAUUUUCUGUUUCCUAUUCCUUCUGGGCCAAUCUCCUCUGUGCAAUGGGUUAUUUCUAAUCUAAAUUGUGCAGACGCCCAACGGAAUAGAUGUGAAUAUGCUUGUCUAAGUAUCAACAGUGAGUGUGUAGACGUAAGUGUUGGUAAAGUCUAUGCUGGUUACCGCUGCAAAUGCAAUGUUGGCUUCGAAGGAAAUCCAUAUAUCCUAGAUGGUUGCGCAGAUUUCGAUGAAUGCGGCAGUGAACGGGGUGGUUGUAAAGAGAUAUGCUAUAACGUUGUAGGAAGUUUCUAUUGUAGUGAAUGUCCUCACCAUACUGAGUACGAUCCAUUGAAGAUGCAGUGUAUAAAGACAAAACAACAACCUUUGCUCUUAGGUAUAACUAUUGGGCUGUCCUGUGGCUUCGGCAUUCUACUUCUGAGCUUCAGUGCAGUACUUAUCACUCGUAGGUGGAGAAGAAAUGUUCAAAAGAAUCUACGGAAGAACUAUUUCCGGAAGAACCAAGGUCUUCUCCUAGAAACACUAAUAUCAUCGGAUGAAAGUGCAAAUGAGAAUACAAAGAUUUUCUCGUUAGAAGCGCUGGAGAAGGCAACAAAUAAAUUUGAUUCUACACGUAUCAUCGGCCAUGGGGGUCAUGGCAUGGUUUACAAAGGCAUAUUGUCUGAUCAGCGUGUUGUUGCAAUAAAAAAGUCUAAGAUAAUUGAGCAGUGUGAGAUCAGUCAAUUCAUUAAUGAGGUCGCAGUCCUCUCACAGAUAAAUCACAGAAAUAUUGUGAAGCUCUUUGGAUGUUGCCUUGAAACCGAGGUUCCACUACUGGUGUAUGAUUAUGUAUCCAACGGCUCACUGUCUGGAGUUCUUCAUGCAGAUGCAAGUGAUGGUUUUUCUUUAUCCUGGGGCGAUUGCUUAAGGAUUGCAAUCGAAACAGCAGGAGCUCUAUCUUAUCUCCACUCUUCAGCUUCGAUAUCAAUCUUCCAUCGUGAUGUGAAGUCCUCAAAUAUACUCUUAGAUGUGAACUACACAGCCAAAGUUUCAGAUUUUGGCGCGUCCAGAUUGGUUCCGAUUGAUCAGACACACAUUGUCACGAAUGUGCAAGGUACAUUUGGGUACUUAGAUCCAGAGUAUUUCCAUACUAGGCAGCUGAACGGGAAGAGCGACGUCUACAGUUUUGGUGUGGUACUAGUGGAGUUGUUUCUCAGAAAGAAGCCUGUUUUUACAAGUGAAUCAGGCACCAUCAAGGGCUUGUCAAGCUAUUUUCUCCAGGAGUUCAGUGAGGGGAGAAUCAUGGGUAUUGUUAGUUCCCAGGUCCUAGAGGAGGCAACUGAGGAAGAGAUCAACGGUGUCGCCUCUCUUGCAGAGCGGUGCUUAAGUCUGCGUGGUGAAGAAAGACCCACCAUGAAACAAGUGGAGGCGGAACUGCAGACUCUACGGACAAAACGGAUGAACUCAUCUCAGCCUGAUCCGAGAAAUGGAGAACAGAUGCAAGCAAGGCCGUUGACUCGAAGGAGUAGAUCUUCUCGGCAAUUGUCCACACAGCCAAGAGGUAGCCAACGACGCUAUAGCUUGGAAGCAGAGUUCUUGUCAUCUGCUAGCCUACCACGUUAGAUGAGGCUAUUGAGCUUAUAAUAAUGGAUAAUUUGCUUCCCUCUUUUAUGAACUGUUGCUAGAACCUGUAUUACAGGUUAGUUAGGUUGGGACUGUAAUAAGUCAUGAUUUCAGUCAUCAUGAUUGUAUCAGUUUCUCGGUUGGAAUUAUGCUUGCUGAUAUAUGUAGACUGAAUUUUGUUACCCUAGAAGAGAUG